AUGGACGGAAAGUUGGGCACUGAGCAAAUGGAUGAAUUAGAGGAGUCCGCAAAGCACAAGCAUUAUUGCAAAGAUGUGGUGGACUGUAACACGACCAAUGUAGCAGAGGGAGAACAAAAGCAAUUAAAAGGCGCUGACGGGACAGCAGAUGGCAGGAUCACUACACCUCUUCAUUCUUCCUUCCAACUUUGCGCUGCAAGUGAUGAAACAUUGCAAUCGUCUUUCUCCAACUCUUUUAUUGCACUCUCUGUGUCUCCCUGCUUAUUCUCGCGUGGAACUGGGAAUCUUCAAUGUGUUGGAUCAACAACCAGCAUUAACAGUCAUGGCUUCCCCUUUUGUCGAAUCUGCUACGAUUCUAAUGAAUCCUCGAAAAAUGUGGCGUUGGAUUCUCGUGGCCGAUUAAUUGCGCCGUGCCUAUGUGACGGAAGUUUGAAAUAUGUCCACGAGAAGUGUAUCCAAGAUUGGUUUGAAAUUAGCGAGUCGAGGAUGUGUGAGGUGUGUCAUUUUGUGUAUGAGAUGCGCAAAUGCAUGAAACCGUUGAGAGAGUGGGAAGAUCUGCACGGUAUCUUCUGCACUGUAUUCGCCAACUUACUAAUGCAAGCCUUCGUGUCGUGGAUGCUCUAUGCUCUCCUUUCCCUUCUGACACCUGCCUUCACAUCGGCUUCCAAGUGCAGUUUUGUGCUGUGGUUGUUGAUGCUUGCAAUGCCCUUUGUUGCAUUUGGCGUCGGUGUUUUUGUAUUCAAUCAGGUGCACUCCUUCUGUGAAAUGUAUCGAUACUGCCGUCAAUUGAAUUGGGUUUGUGUGGUGCGGGAACCGUCAGAAGAACGAAUUGCGAAGUUGAGGAUGGAACGGCGUUUAUCAAGUAACCAAUUCUACACCGUUCAUGAGGAGGACACCUUCACUGCAAUGCCUUAA
This is a messenger RNA of Echinococcus granulosus, 915 nucleotides long. RefSeq names its product E3 ubiquitin-protein ligase 8-Mar. NCBI's taxonomy places the organism in Eukaryota, Metazoa, Platyhelminthes, Cestoda, Cyclophyllidea, Taeniidae. Gene Ontology annotation, molecular function: zinc ion binding. The record is from RefSeq and is a predicted model, not a curated record. The transcript has 3 exons. Bases 1 to 915 code for a protein of 304 amino acids.